Eucalyptus grandis is the source of this 741-nucleotide messenger RNA. RefSeq names its product L-type lectin-domain containing receptor kinase IV.1-like. The transcript has a single exon. Gene Ontology annotation, biological process: protein phosphorylation. The record is from RefSeq and is a predicted model, not a curated record. Gene Ontology annotation, cellular component: plasma membrane. NCBI's taxonomy places the organism in Eukaryota, Viridiplantae, Streptophyta, Magnoliopsida, Myrtales, Myrtaceae. Gene Ontology annotation, molecular function: protein kinase activity; ATP binding. The coding region runs from base 1 to 741 and encodes 246 amino acids.
AUGCCCAAUGGGAGCCUCGACAGGUACCUCUAUAACCAACCAACGGUCACCCUAAAUUGGGGGCAAAGAUUUAAGGUGAUCAAAGGAGUGGCAUCUGGACUGCUUUAUCUGCACGAAGGCUGGGAGCAAGUAGUGAUCCACAGGGAUAUAAAGGCGAGUAACGUCUUGCUAGAUGCUGACCUAAAUGGAAGACUUGGAGAUUUUGGGCUUGCGAGACUAUAUGACCACGGAGCCGACCCUCAAACGACUCACGUCGCAGAAACGCUUGGUUAUCUCGCCCCCGAACACACGCGAACCGGCAAAGCCACUAAGAGCACAGACGUGUUUGCAUUCGGAGUGUUUUUGCUUGAGGUCGCCUGCGGGAGAAGGCCGAUCCAGAAUGGAGAUGCGGAGGACACGAUAUUGGUGGACUGGGUAUUUUCUUUCUGGGACGGAGGUGCCAUUCUCGAGGCCAGAGAUCCGAAGUUGGGGACGGAGUUUGUGGAAGAAGAAAUGGAGUUGGUUCUGAAACUCGGGUUGAUGUGUUCCCACGCUGAGCCGCUGAUGAGGCCUAGCAUCCGUCAAGUUUUGCAUUACUUGGAGGGCGAUAUUCCAACGCCGGAGUUGUCAUCCAUCAGCGGCAGGUUAACAGUCGGUCAUCACGGAGGUUUUGAUGAUUUGGCUAAGUCUCCGUCCUCCAUGGAAGAGGCAUUUCAGCAAUCAUAUUCUGCUGCAGAAUCGCUUCUCUCAGGUGGGCGAUGA